Molecule: messenger RNA, 2869 nt
Organism: Drosophila ficusphila
Lineage: Eukaryota; Metazoa; Arthropoda; Insecta; Diptera; Drosophilidae
Source: RefSeq, a predicted model, not a curated record
CCCAUCUUCAUACAAAAGAAAGAUUUUACACAAAACCAGACCAGCAAUAAUGCGAUCAAAACUAAAAGACUAAUAUUUGAUAAGGGCCUACCAAAGAACAAGAUCUAUAAUGUCUAAACGUCAACGAGAUGGGCUUGAUGGCAAUUUGAAAAAGGCUGCUAAAAAUCGGUUUAGGAAGCUGGUUCGAACUGUAAUACUUAACAUGCAGUGGCUAAAUGAGGCAACUGAGGACACGGGACUUUCGCUUAAUGUCAAAAAGAACGUUGCUAUGUUGGUGCGUCAGAAGCGCAAAGUUGGCAUGAUGACCAUGGCCGAAAAAUCCCUGCUGCGCACUCCACAUUCUACGCGUACCGUAGAGGAGAGGAAAAAGCUGUGCAACAUUCUUGCAAACUUAGCAUGCUUUUCAAAGUUCCCACCAAAAGUACGCGCCCGUCUAGUUCCAUAUGUCAAAUUUAUGGCAGUCAGUCCCGGACGCGUAAUCAUGAAGGAGGGAGAUUUUCCGAUUACAAUUUACUUUAUAAUCGCCGGAGAAGUUGAAAUGACUAGAAGCGUUUUAAAUAAGGCCAAAAAGGGUUAUGUGGUGCAAUCAGAUGCUAUCUUUGGACCCGGUGAUUGUAUUGGCGACAUCGACGUUAUGGAAGACGCUCCAAGAACCAACACAUACAUUGCCACAACUAAUUGCGAGCUACUGGCUGUAUUUAACACAAACUACAGAGUUGUCCUCCAACCUUUUAUGCAAAAGCUGUGGCAGGAAAAAAACGCCCUGCGUGCCCUAGACUAUUUUCACUUUCUUAACGAAGAGCAGAUUGUAAACGCCAGUAAGUAUGGAACCAUUCAUCAGUUCGAUCCCUUGGAGACGAUUUACACCGAGGACUUGGGAUCCAUGAGCUUUGUCUAUUUUGUCCUGAGUGGCGAGUGCGUUGUUCUACAGUGUCUUCACAUGAAGGUGAGCACGGUAAACAGGGAGAAAGUAUUUGAGCUGGCAAUGGUGCCCAAAAAGGAGAGCGGAGCCCUUUCGGUGGAAGAUGGUUCCAAGUCCACCGCCAAUAAUGAACGAAUUUUUGACGCAAACGAGUACAUGCAAUCCACUUCAUCGCUAGAUGAGAACGCACAGAGCAAGAAAAGGGGGCUACGCAAAAUGGGUCUAAAGGAGAUUCAGCGGGCUUGUGCCGAUAUGAAAAAAGGUCCGCCAAGGAGAUCCACCAAGGAUCAAGGACGUCUCAGACAACGGCAAAGACUGCGGCAGCGGGAGGUUGAAUGUCAAGAAGAGCGGGACGAGUAUGAGUUCUACUUAAUGGGCGGGGGCGAAGGCGAAGAAAGUAAUGUUGCCUUCGAGGAGUUGGUCGAGGAACGAGAAAGUGAAAAAUCUAUGAGGCAUUCGCCAUUUUUGGAGAUAAGCGAAAUGGUCGUAGAAAGCGAAACGACAAAGGGUUCGGAAAUAUUCACCGCCUCGUCCACUUCACUUCAUCCCACUGUAGAGGACACAAAUCCUACCGAGCACUAUGAAACGCACUUCAUUGACGUUGGCUCACUUACCUACGGCGGGAUCUUUGGGUUGGGCGAGAAAAUGGAUCAUCGUGUGAUUAUGGCUAGAACAACAGUGCAGUGCAUUCUGAUACCUCGUUUUUGGCUCUUUGAGCCCGCCCAAAAUCCCGGUAACAUUUGGCAACGGCAGCGUUUCUACCUUGAAUGCAACAUUCCAACCAGAGAGGCUUUGUACAAGGACUUUCUUAAGACACGAAAAUGGGAAAAGUUCAGACAUGACUAUAUCCAAAACAUUUUAAAUGCUGACUCAUUGGCCAAUUUUACAAAGGUGGAAGAUAUUCCCCUUAUAAGUCGCGUUGUGGAGACAAAAGCCGACGAUGCGUAACUUGGAUUUUACUUACCAUUCAUUUUUAUAUUUGCAAGUUUCCAGCCUUAUUAAAUAAUUAAUAGUAAAUAAGAUGCUUGAAUGGUGUGUAAUGACAACAUAAAGCUGUGACCAAUCGCAUUUAAGCGCCAACUUUUAAAUCAGAGGGCAUGACUAUUCAAUUUAAAGUAAUUAUUUAUCAAUGAAGACCUUUUAAACUUACUUGUAUGAAAACUUGCAGCAGUUCUAAUAGUUGUAUUAAGUAAGCUCGAUAAUGCAGUUUGUAAAUUGUUUUUGUAUAACUUUUGCUUUUCUUAUCCAUAUUUUCGCAGGCAUACUACGACGGAUAAACAAUUUCGAGAAGUGCCCAAUGUGCCGUUAAAUGAAAAAGUUGAUAAAAAUUAUGCUUUGAAAUACAUAUAUUAUUUCAAAUUUAUGAAUUCUAAGUUUACACCAGAUAUCACAUCUAACAAAAAAAUUGGAAAACAAUUAUUUAGUUCACUUUUUUAAUUGGCCUAUUAGCGGCUUCACCAUCUUUCCAGUUUGGAACUAUGAUUUAUUGAGGGAAUUUUGGAAGAAAGACUUUUUCAAUCAUAAUUUCUUGCACACCAUACACCACAACAAGUUCUUUAAUACUUCCGACUGGCAGUUGGUACUAAAUCAAAAUAAAGUAGCUAACAAAUCAUAUAUAAGCAAAAAUACUGCAAUGAAAUUUAUAAAAUCACUACGCCUUGUAGAGAGAGAACUUAACAUUUUGCGGAGUGGCAUAACCGUUAAAAAUCUACAGAGCUUUUAUAAAAAAAAACAAAUACAAUGUUUUUCACAAUUUAUAACACAACCAACUUACAUCGCAAGAUAAAUAUAAAAGGCCGUGCACGAAUGGUGCGGAAUUCAUCAUAUACCUACAAAACGAAAUCAAAACAUAACUAUGUGAUUAAAAAUGCCCAGAGGAUAGUUUUUUCUAACAAUUCUGUAAAAUCAAAAACUCGGAAAAAAAACGUCAAUAAAUCUACAAACAAA